Molecule: messenger RNA, 1291 nt
Organism: Cuscuta campestris
Lineage: Eukaryota; Viridiplantae; Streptophyta; Magnoliopsida; Solanales; Convolvulaceae
Source: the annotation of a GenBank genome assembly
UGAGGCUUUUCAGCAUUCCCACUUCCACUCACAUUCGAAGGAAUUGAUAAGUUAGAGACGCCGGAAAUGGAACUGGGUUCGAGCUCUUUUUCCUCCUCCUCCUCCUCCUCCACGGCCGCCGCCGCCGCCGACUCGUCCCUCAACAUUGGCUUGAAGAUUGGCCAGGAGACGUAUUUCGGAGACGCGGGGAAGUCCGGAAAUGGGUCUGCGGCGGCGAGUUCUCUCCCGGCGAAGAAAGGGAGGAGCGGCGGCGCGGUGGCGCAGGGCGGGCAGCCGGCGAGGUGCCAGGUGGAGGGCUGCAACCAAGAUCUGAGUGACGCCAAGGCCUACUAUUCGAGGCACAAAGUGUGCGCUAUGCACUCCAAAUCUCCGACUGUCACCGUCGCCGGAAUUGAGCAGAGGUUCUGUCAGCAGUGCAGCAGGUUUCAUCAAUUGCCAGAAUUUGAUCAAGGAAAAAGGAGCUGCCGGAGGCGCCUAGCCGGCCAUAAUGAGCGGCGAAGAAAGCCUCCGCCGGGAACUCUCUUCUCCCCCCGCUUUGCCGGCGUCCCUUCCCACUUGUUUGAUAACAGCAGCAGCAAAGGCGGUGGGGGUUAUCUGAUGGACUUCAGUUCAUACCAAAACCCCACCGGAAGGGAAUCCUGGCCGGACCCGAGAUCGUUCGGGCAACCGUGGGAUGGCCGGACCACCACCGCUCCUCCCCCGGGUGGAAGGUUUUUAGAGACCCAACCGGAGCUCCUCCUCCAUGGCUCAACUUACCACGGUGGCGGCCCAAACAAUGUUCCCUCGGGAGAAUGCCUUGGCGGCGGGUUCCCAUCGGUUGUCCAACCCGCCGCCAAUCGUGCUCUCUCUCUUCUGUCAAACCACCACCACCACCACUCCUGGGGCGGAUCUAGAAACCCGCCCCCGUUGGGUCUCGAGGUUAACCAUCAUAGCUUUGUCGGGGCACCCGAUGGGACGCCCGCGGUUCACCCGUCUUCUGAAUAUUCGAACGCGCCGUGGGGGUUUAAGGUGGCCGGUUCCACAACCCCCAGCAGCUCGAACGAGAUGCUUCCCGAUCUCGGUUUGGGUAAUCACACUCAUUACCCGGACGAGAUCGGGAUGAAUGCUCAUCACCAAGAGAAUGAAAAUGGGAGAGAAUUUGUGGGAUUGGAGGAGCACUCAAGGGGUUAUGAUUCAUCCCUUCAGAAUGUUCACUGGAGUCUCUGAAUCAGAAUCAGAAUGAGAAUUAUCACAUCUUUUGUUCUUAUUAAGAUUCUUUUGUUGCCAAUGUUGGCAUCUACUAGGAUUUGUG